Molecule: messenger RNA, 3888 nt
Organism: Dipodomys ordii (Ord's kangaroo rat)
Lineage: Eukaryota; Metazoa; Chordata; Mammalia; Rodentia; Heteromyidae
Gene: Src
Product: SRC proto-oncogene, non-receptor tyrosine kinase
Exons: 13
Coding region: 317-1918 (533 amino acids)
Biological process (GO): osteoclast development; cell differentiation; innate immune response
Cellular component (GO): extrinsic component of cytoplasmic side of plasma membrane
Molecular function (GO): non-membrane spanning protein tyrosine kinase activity; growth factor receptor binding; ATP binding
Source: RefSeq, a predicted model, not a curated record
AGCACCACUUCCCCACAGCCCCACGGCUGGACCGAAGCCCUCAGAGCCUGAGUCCUCAUCUUCACACACAGAGGACAGGAUCCAACCCAUUUCACAGAACAGAGCUGGAGCCUCGGACGCGUCGUGACUGCAGUCAUGAGCAACGGAGCCAGGAGCUGAGCCUAGCCCUGUUCCAAGCAAGAGCUCUAUGGAUGCCGGCGGAGUGGUCCCUUUACAGACGGAGAGACUGAGGCUUUGAGAGACGUCUCUACUGGACUGGACCUCAGUUUCCCCAUCCUCUGAGUAGGUGGGGUACCCUCUGGCCCUGGCCAGCGCCAUGGGCAGCAACAAGAGCAAGCCGAAGGAGGGGGGCCAGCGGCGCCGCAGCCUGGAGCCCACCGAGGCCCCAGGUGCCUUCCCGGCCUCGCAGACGCCCAGCAAGCCGGCCUCUGCCGAUGGCCUCCGAGGCCCGGCCUCCGCCUUUGCGCCCACUGCUGCCACCGCUGAGCCCAAGCUGUUUGGGGGCUUCAACUCCUCGGACACCGUCACCUCCCCACAGAGGGCAGGGCCGCUGGCCGGUGGAGUGACCACCUUUGUGGCUCUCUAUGACUAUGAGUCACGAACAGAGACUGACCUGUCCUUCAAGAAAGGGGAGCGGCUCCAGAUCGUCAACAAUACAGAGGGAGACUGGUGGCUGGCCCACUCGCUCAGCACAGGACAGACCGGCUACAUCCCCAGCAACUAUGUGGCGCCCUCAGACUCCAUCCAAGCUGAAGAGUGGUACUUCGGCAAGAUUACCAGACGGGAGUCAGAGCGGUUACUGCUGAACACAGAGAACCCAAGAGGGACCUUCCUGGUGAGAGAAAGUGAGACCACGAAAGGUGCCUACUGCCUCUCGGUGUCUGACUUCGACAACGCCAAGGGCCUCAAUGUGAAGCAUUACAAGAUCCGCAAGCUGGACAGCGGUGGCUUCUACAUCACCUCCCGCACCCAGUUCAACAGCCUGCAGCAGCUGGUGGCCUACUACUCCAAGCAUGCCGACGGCCUGUGCCACCGGCUCACCACCGUGUGCCCCACAUCCAAGCCGCAGACCCAGGGCCUGGCCAAGGAUGCCUGGGAGAUCCCCCGAGAGUCCCUGCGGCUGGAGGUCAAGCUGGGCCAGGGCUGCUUCGGGGAGGUGUGGAUGGGGACCUGGAAUGGCACCACCAGGGUAGCCAUCAAAACCCUCAAGCCGGGCACCAUGUCUCCAGAGGCCUUCCUGCAGGAGGCGCAAGUCAUGAAGAAACUGAGGCACGAGAAGUUGGUGCAGCUGUAUGCCGUGGUGUCAGAGGAACCCAUCUACAUUGUCACGGAGUACAUGAGCAAGGGGAGUUUGCUGGACUUCCUCAAGGGGGAAACGGGCAAGUACCUGCGGCUUCCUCAGUUGGUGGACAUGGCUGCUCAGAUCGCCUCGGGCAUGGCAUACGUGGAGCGGAUGAACUACGUCCACCGGGACCUCCGCGCGGCCAACAUCCUCGUCGGGGAGAACUUGGUGUGCAAGGUGGCGGACUUUGGGCUGGCCCGCCUCAUUGAGGACAACGAAUACACGGCCCGGCAAGGUGCCAAGUUCCCCAUCAAGUGGACAGCGCCCGAAGCAGCCCUCUACGGCCGCUUCACCAUCAAGUCGGACGUGUGGUCCUUCGGGAUCCUCCUGACGGAGCUCACCACCAAGGGACGGGUGCCCUACCCUGGGAUGGUGAACCGGGAGGUGCUGGACCAGGUGGAGAGGGGCUACCGCAUGCCCUGCCCGCCCGAGUGCCCCGAGUCCCUGCACGACCUCAUGUGCCAGUGCUGGCGGAAGGAGCCGGAGGAGCGGCCCACCUUCGAGUACCUGCAGGCUUUCCUGGAGGACUACUUCACGUCCACCGAGCCGCAGUACCAGCCCGGGGAGAACCUAUAGGCAAAGGCGCCCCCAUGACUGCGCUUGGCCUCCCUCGGCUUGGCUGGUCUGGGCUCCCGGUGGGUCUCGGAGGUGGGGCCUGGCCGCCCUCUGCCCGCCCACCGUUGGCCCUUCCCCGGAGGGCUGAAUUCAUCACCAAGGCCAAGGCCUCUGCCGUGGGGGACAGGGAAGAGCUUCUGGACCUGGGGCGGCCCAAGAAGACGGACCGAGGCCAGCACCAUGACCACCAUCUCAGCGUCUGCUCCGGCCACACACCUGCUCCCUGCCAUCCCUCCGAGUCCGUCCCUCUCUGGAGGAGGAACUGGGAAGAAGGGCUGGGCCGGGAUGUCCUUUUCCAGAUGGACCCCUAGCGCCCGCCUGCUCCUUCCCCACUCCCGCCACCCCAGGGCUGUCUCGAGAACUGGCCUUUCCAAAGAGGAGCAAUGGCCCCAGGCCCUCAGUCAGCUCGCCAGCAGCCUCCCGCCUUCCAGGGCUGAGAUGUCUGUGAGUGGAGCUCCUGGGUCUAGCACCUUCUCCUAGGCUGGGCAGCCCAUGGCCCAGUGGGAUUUGGUGAUGGGGGAUGGGAUGAGCACUGCCCCCAAAUCCUACCUGUCACCCCAGGGACCUUUGGAAAUGGUCAGUUCCUCGCCCCCAUUUUGCCCAUAGGGAAACUGGGUGUAGAGGAGGUAUGAGACUUGCCCGGGGCACAGAAGAGUUAGGAUCGUGGGACCGGCGGCCAGCGCUCCCUCUGUCGUCCUCAGGAAUUGUUCUCAGAGGCAUUGUGGACGGAUGGACGGGGACAGCCAAGGGGACAGGGUCUAGAGAUGGAUUGGGUAGCAGAGUCCUAUUAUAGUUGCCGUUUUGCGAGUCUGUCUGUCCAUUGUUGGGAAGAAAAUGGAGGCAGGUGUGAGGCUGAGCCAGGAGUAGAGGAAGGAGAUGGUGGUUCAAGGAAGCAGCUUCAGUCAGAAUGUGGCCAGGGUUUGAUCUUUGGAACCAGCUGGACACACAGGGGAGGGAGCUCCCAGGCUCUGGAAGCAAUCAAGUGGAGGCAGAAGAACAUGGAGGCUGGGAGGCCCUGUCCCUGGCCUCUGCAGGGAACCCCAGGUCCUCCUUUUCUAUUGGUCCUGAGCAUUUCUCCUCUGGGCUCCUGCGCUCCUCCCCAGGCUGGCAUUUAUAACUCAUAGCUGUGGAGAGGAGUGUCUUGGCUGUGUGACCCUGGGCAGCUCUGCUCCCUCUCUGAGCUGCCAGGUCUGCAGGCCUGUGUGUGGCCCUGGCCUCUGUACCAGCUCAGUUCCUGUCCAGACCCAGCGGCUGGGCAAUCGCGUGGAGCCCAGCCCCGGGGACAGCAGGUGACUGUUUGGAUCCUUGUGUUGCUGUCUAGCCUUAGGGGUAUGGUGUGGCGCUCUUUCUCCUGGGCCUGUCUGUCUCUGUACACAAUGGGCAGCUGCCCAUGGUGACCCCUGCCAAGGGCCCCUGUGGUGUCUGUGUGUGUGCAUCUGUGUGUCUCCAUGUGCGUCCGUAUUUAACAUGUACAAAACGCCCCUUCUCUGUCCCUAGUGGUGCCCAUUUCACCCACUGUCCUGUCACAGCAAUAACAUUCCUUCUGUGGGGCUUCUCAGCCCGCCGGGCCCCCAUGGUGACGUCCGAAGGCCGUGUGCCAGGCCACGGGGCUGGCUGAUGAAAUGCCACCUUUUCCUCCCAUUCCUGUCUCCUCCUCCCAUCUGCCCAUCACCUCUGAGCUCGGUCACCCGCGUGUCCCCCGCCCCGCCCAGCUGCCCAGGGCCCUUUGUAUGAGGUGUCCUAAUCCUGUCUUCUUUUUUUUAAACAGUGUUUUGUAGAUUUCAGAUGACUAUGCAGAGGCCCCAGGGACCCCUGCCCCUCCCCCAGCUCUGGGCGGGCUUAGCGAUGCCGCAUUCCAAGGCCCAGGCUUGGGGAAAAGGGGGGGCCGUGUCCAGAAUUGGUUGUAAAUACUUUGCAUAUUGUCUGAUUAA